CGCUCAUGGGAACGAUUGUGUUUUGGGUGACCCGUGUGGCCUUUUCGUUGAGGUCUUCAGGAUACAAAGCCCCCACCUAGAGACGCGACCCUCCCGUGGGAGCGGGGCAGGGCCCGGGGGCGGGAGCACAGCGGGGCCCCAGCCUCAGGCGCGUCACUGAGCACAAAGGAGACAACAGUGAGGCGGCAGCGGGCGCUGAUCUUCGCUCGCCAGCCACUCGCAAUUGCGGUUACAGACCUGCAGCUCCCCCUCCCCCCUCCCGGCCCGCCCGCCCGCCUUUCUGUCUCCUCUCUCCCUCCGUACUGGACGGCCCCGGCCCAUUUCCGGGCUCCGGGUAUUUGGCAUCGAUUGGGGCCGGGGACGCGGAGCAGGUGGUCGCGGCGGGGCAGCGUGGUGGCGGCGGGGCAGCUGGGCCGCCAGCCUGGUGCGUCGGGGACCGUCUCCCGCUGCUUUGGUCACCAGCCCCUGCCCGCCCGACCCGCUCCGUUCUCCGGCCUGCGAGCCCUGCCGGCCGGACUUUGCGCCGCGUCCGGCGCUGCUGCUGCGCUCGGGCCCCCGCUCAGCGCCGGCGGUGGCCGGGAAGCCCGCGUUAAAGGGGCAGCCGGGACCCCGGCCCAAUAUGGCUGAAGUCAGCAUCGACCAGUCCAAGCUACCUGGAGUCAAGGAAGUAUGCCGAGAUUUUGCUGUCCUGGAGGACCACACCCUGGCUCACAGCCUGCAGGAACAAGAGAUUGAGCAUCAUUUGGCAUCAAACGUUCAGCGGAACCGUUUGGUCCAGCAUGAUCUCCAGGUGGCUAAGCAGCUCCAAGAGGAAGAUCUGAAAGCGCAGGCCCAGCUCCAGAAACGCUACAAAGACCUUGAACAACAAGACUGUGAAAUUGCUCAGGAAAUUCAGGAGAAGCUGGCUAUUGAGGCAGAGAGACGACGCAUUCAGGAGAAGAAGGAUGAGGACAUAGCUCGCCUUUUGCAAGAGAAGGAGUUACAGGAAGAAAAAAAGAGAAAGAAACACUUUCCAGAGUUCCCAGCAGCCCGUGCUUAUGCAGAUAGUUACUAUUGUGAAGAUGGAGACCAACCAGGGUCAAGGAGGGCCAGGGAAUUGGGUUCUGGAUUCUCAAGACCUUGUAGACUCCAAAGAGAUGGAAAGACUGUGAAGCAGAAGAAAGAGAAACCAGAACAUCCACUGGAGAACUUGGAAGAGCCAGAACAACAUCGUUCAUCAGAGAGAUCCCUGUCAUCCUCUAGCUCUGGCAAAGAGAGGGACAAGCCCCAAAUUAACAAUGAGCAGCAUGAAAGGAAACGGUCCGCUCAGGAGAGGCCCCGGAGACCUCUGCUUCCCACAAUCAGUGGUGAAGUGUUUCUGAGCACUGAAUGUGAUGACUGGGAGGCUAAGAAUAACCAUCAGACUCGAAAGUGGGAAAAACAGUCUCAGCACCAAGAUCGACUUUCACCCAAGUCCUCACAAAAAGCAGGGCUUCACAGCAAGGAAGUUGUAUAUGGGAGGGACCAUGGGCAAGGUGAGCACAGAAAAAGGAGACACAGGCCCAGGACUCCUCCAUUCUCAGAGAGUGAGGAGCAGCUCCACCUCCAUGACCCAGGAAUUAAGCCAAGAGUGACGAAAGAAACUAUACCUGCUCCGUCACGAACGACCCACAGGGAUCAGGAAUGGUAUGAUGCUGAAAUUGCCAGAAAACUACAAGAAGAAGAACUUUUGGCUACCCAGGUGGACAUGAGAGCUGCUCAAGUAGCUCAGGAUGAAGAAAUCGCUCGACUUCUAAUGGCUGAAGAAAAGAAAGCUUACAAAAAAGCCAAGGAGCGGGAGAAAUCAUCUUUGGACAAAAGAAAGCAAGACCCUGAGUGGAAGCCCAAAGCAGCUAAAGCAGCAUAUUCAAAGUCGAAAGAGAGUGAUGAACCUCACCGUUCUAAGAAUGAAAGGCCAGCACGGCCACCACCACCUAUCAUGACAGAUGGUGAAGAUUCGGAUUACACUCAUUUUACAAACCAGCAGAGUUCCACACGGCAUUUCUCAAAAUCAGAGUCCUCUCAUAAAGGUUUUCAUUACAAGCAUUAAAAACCUAGGAAUCUGCCUUGAAAAUGGACUCACUAUAGCAAAUAUUACUGGGUGAUACAGAAUGAAUUCUACACUUAUUUUUUUCUCCUGUGUUUGCAUUCCUGGGAUUUAUCCUCAAGUAUAUUUCUGACCAUAAAUAAUUUUUAAUUCAUUUCAAAUAUUUUGGUUAUUUGUAAUCACUUGGGCAGUAUAAGAAAAUGUAGCUUCUAAAUACUGGCCACCUCUAUGCUGCAUAUACUUCUUGGAAUAUAGUAUCUAAGAGCUCUGUAAACUGCCAUUUUGUUAGGUAUGGAAUUUGGCAUCUAGGGAGUAGGCCUUAAUUAGCAAUUCAAAUUUUGUGGAGAUGAAUGAUCAAAGUAAAACAAUGUUUGGAUGCAACGCAGAAUAAAAGAAUAUAAGAAAUAGCUUUUUGUUGCAUUAGUGUAUCAUAUUUUGAAGGAGAGAGCCUUUGCUUUUUGUAUUCUUUAGGAAAAGAAAAUCACUACCAUAAAGUAUUUUAAAAAAAGAAACUCUUGAAGCAAUUGAAAUACGUUAUUCUGACUAGAUGGACUAUAGAGGUUUUGCAUAUUCCUUCUCAGCCCUCCUGGGGAGAUUGGCCUAGAUAGCAUUCUUUAACAGUUACUCAGCUUUUGACUCAGUAGCAAGGCUUUCCGAAGCCCCUGGGCAGUGGACCAUUUAUUGGUAUUUAUUGACAAAAAUUUAGUUCUCUGAAAUUUUAACUCAGAUAUAUGAAAAACUUUGUAUUCCAUCUCUUGUUUUUGAUUUACUUGUAGAGCCAAGGAAAUGGAAUUGAAAGAUGAUUGCAUAAGUAAUGAUGCCAUCCUUCUCUCUGGCUGUAGACUGAAGUUUUUCCCUUGCUUAAAGUCAUAUCUAUAUUUGUUGAUAACCUCUCAAUAAUGUUGUGUUUACAUACCAAUGAUUAGAUUAAUUCAACUUGAAGUUGAAUGUGAUAAAGUGGUUAUUUAUCCAAGUUUUUUUUUUUUUUUUUUUUUUUUUUUUUUUUUUGAGAUGAGUCUCACCCUGUCACCCAGGGUGGAGUGCAGUGGUGCAAUCUUGACUCAGUGCAACCUCCACCUCCCGGACUUGAGCAGUUCCCCUGCCUCAGCCUCCCGAGUAGCUGAGAUUACAGGUGUGUGGCACCACACAUGGCUAAUUUUAUUAUUUUUAGUAGAGAGGGGGUUUCACCAUGUUGGCCAGGCUGAUCUCGAACUCCUGACCUCAAGUGAUCCACCUGCCUCGGCCUCCCAAAGUGCUGGGAUUACAGGUAUAAGCCAUUGCAUCCAGCCAGCCAAGUAUUUGGUUUUAAACAUUUGUAUUCCUUUGUGCAAGGGAUUGUAUUUUGUACAAGACCUUCAAGCCCCUCUUCAAGAAAUUGAGUCUUUGUGUAGCUGCUGACCUUACUGCCAUAUUUAUUUUCCCAUACUGCUUAGCUGACAAAUGGCAAUCAAGCUCAUUUGUACUUCCCCUCUCUCUCUCUCUCCCCCCCCCGCUUCAUAUAUAACUUGACUUGCUAUUAUUUUUCAUUGUAUAAAUCUGAAAUUCUUGGCAUUUCAAUAUGGCAUUUGUUUAGGAAAGAAAUAUAUAGGUCACUAGAGAAAAACGUUAAUUUUUUUCCUGCUGGAAAUUGCCUUCUGUUUGCCUUAUCUUUUCAGAUAGUCUUUAAAGUUGGGCAAUAUUCAAACAGCUCAUUUUGAGAAAGAUUUGUAGUUUCAUAAAGUUUGUUCAUUUCAGGAAUUUAAGUAAAAUCAUCUGAAUUAAGUGUUGGGCAAAUGUUAAUCAGAAAGAUAAUCUGCGUCCCUACAUUAUAUAGUCAUUUUGGAGAAAUGGAGGAAAAGGAAAAUAACAGGACUUUUUAUAGCUAUGAUAAAGAAAAACCUCCAUUUAAAUAAGGAAGUUGGAGACAAAAUGGAAGGUCCUGGCCUUAAGUCAAAUUCCAGAUAGUGGUUUCAAUAUCCAAAGCUUAGGCCUUGUUUACUUAUAGUAAUGCUAUAUUUUUCUUUAUCUGCCCUGUGAUUUUGUUUCGUGUCCUUCAAAGUUUUUUUAUUGUAAUUUUAAAGGAAAAAACAGUGUAUUUUUAUUUGAUAACUAGGCAAAAUCAUUUUGCCAUUUUUUAUUUCAUAAAUAUUUAUUUUUCUAUCUCAUACAAUGAUCAGUUUUACUUUAGAAAUUCUGUAUUUCUCUUGCCUCUCAUGUACUUCAUCCAGUUAUUUAUUAUUGUAAAAUGUUAACUGGAGGUACUUCAUUCAAAAAAAUUUCAUACCACUUAACACUUUCCCGGAAUGCUAGUGUUUCAGCUGUCUUAGUAAGUGACCAAAGGUGGUAUUUCCCUUGUGAUAGCUAAUUCAACAUCUUUAUUGAAAAUUUGUUACUUUUUUUAAAGGUUUUUAAAAGAUUACAAUUUUAAAAUAUUUUAUGUUUAUUUUAUUUUUGUGUAAAGCAAACACUUUUUAAAUAAUAUCAGAGUAAUUAUUACCCUAUGAAUAAGGAGAUAGAAAUGCAAUUCAGCCAGUUAAAUCCUCUUACUCUUUCUCAUUCAAGUAAUGUAAUAAUGUUUGAGACUAUAGAAGCAACUCGUGUAUUUUAAUGAACUGCCAGACACUUUUCACUGUGUUCUCUGCUUUUUACUCGGUCAUUUUUAUAUACAUGUGGAAGCGUUUAUUUUUGUUGUUGUUGUUCCUGCUGCUAGAACACAUGCAGUUUAAUUUUUAGGCCCACAGUGUAUUAUGCUUUAAUGUUGUGAUGUAAACUAACACUUCUGGCCUUGGAAAACCUUUCUGUUUCUGUAUCUUUGUCCUUUGGAGGCCAGGCCUCAUUAACACCUGUAUUGUUGAAUAAGCACAAUAUGUUAUGGAGCUUUAUCAUAAGGCUGCUUGACAUAGACACCCACUCUCCUCCACAUUUUAUAAAUCAUUGUUUGGAAGUAAAGUUAGGUAAGAGUCAAAUGAAAGGUUUUGACUUGAAAAAUAUUUGACUUUUGCGUUCAAACCACUGUUAGACAUACGUAUUUUAUUAGACAUAAGUAUUUUAUUUUGGGACUGGACAGUUGCUUUACAUGUAUUUAAAGGAACAUUGUGAUUUUCAGAAAGUGGCUUUGCAUACUAUUGAAUUGCUAGUUCCCAAGUUACUUUACAACCACCAGCAGCAUACCAAUAAAUUACAAAAACAGAAAAUGAAAAUUAACCCUAGGUGUUCUGAUGAUAGAGAAAUAGCUGAAUUAGAAAAGAAAGAUAUGGAUAGAUGCUCUUAGGAGGAAAACCUUUUUAGAAUGGCAAUGACUGCUUGGAUCUAGGUCAACAGAUUCAAAAAUGUGUGACCUUGUGUUUGUGUUUACUGAACUCACUCUUGAAAAUUCUGGACCCAAUUCAUUAACCCUCCUUUUCUUCUCUAAUGUGUACUGAAGCUGAGCUGGAUAAUGAGGGAAUUCAUUGCUGACUGUUGCUCAUCACUUUCCCUCAAAGUCAGAACUUUUCAGUAUGAAAAUAAUUAGCUUUUAACUGAUUAUUAAUUUUCCUUAGUACUGUGAAAACUUGUCUGAAAUUCGUGUUGUGCCAGAUUGGAAAUACCUACUGUAAUAUGGUGCAUUCAUUUUACCCCAUAAGUGGUUAACAUUUUAGGUCCUAGAUUUUUAAUGUCCUGCCUUUGUGUAAACAUCACUUUGGGGAAUACCGAGAUGAUUCAUUAUUCAGUGAUUAUUUUCUUGAAAGAUAACUAUGAUGAUUGGCUGUAAAAUCUUCAGCCUAAUAAAGGAGUGAGAUCUCUGUGUAAACAGCUUUCUGAAGGACUGAUAAUGGAAUAGUACUUGCAGCCAAAGGCUUUUUCCCUUUUGAGAAGACGGUAUUUGUGUAGGGAGUGCUAAGGUAGACUUCAUUGUACAUCGAGUGCCAUAUUCUGAUGAAGCAAUCGUAACAAUAUCAAAACCUCAUGCUUCAGCAAAAAGGAAAAAAGAUCUUUAAAUUACUUUGUCUGUUACUGCUCAUAGAGAACUAUAUAAAAUGGUCCCAUUUUCUCAUUUCUGGUGGUGCCUGUGAGUCUUAAAGCCAUAUCUGCUUAUCUUACUGUUGAUAGAACACUUUUUUCUUUUUAGCCCAUGGUACGUAAUAUGGGCAGAUAGAAGCAAACUGGAGACUGUCCUGUUAAUGCUGCAUGGGGCACAGUGUCAUUCAAAUUAUUGGUGGAAGAAUCUCUUUUAUCCAUGGUGAGAGGUAGGAAUAUUAAAGGAAAGAGUCAGGAUAUUGUUGCUCCUGGUAUUUAACAACUGUCAUUAGAAAUGCUGAAAUUUAAUUCUAGAGAAGUCAAGAAAAAAAGAGUAAACUAGAAAAUCUCACUACUACAGAGUAACUUUUACAGUGAGACCUGCACUUUAUGCCAGCGCUGUUUGUGAGGAGCAGUACUGCCUUAAAUUAGUUUGACUCUGACUGAUGUCAGUGUACGUUACUUCCUUUAUGUGACCGACAGUCAACUUUCCAUUGAGAUCCAGCAUUCACAGAUGAUCCCCAAGCAUCCUUGUCAUCAGAAGCUUUGGACCUUUUCUGCCACUGACUUAUGGCUGAUCUGUAACACAAUAAAUACAUAAUUUUAUUUCAUGUUGUCUGUCAACCUCUGAAUAAACAGUGGCAUGACCAAAAAAGACUGGUAGAAGGAGAGAGAAUUUCCUGGCCAAAUCCUUCAUACCAGGUGGCCACUUCUUGAGUAAUUGAAAGUUGACUGUCUUCUAUGGUGACGAUAUAGAAGAUACUUCCAAAGGUUCUGUUAUGCAGUGAAGACAUUCAGAUUAUUUGUAAGAAUUUCACCAACACCCUUGUGUAUUGAAGUGCUUAACCAUUAACAGAAAAAAAGGAGAAAACCAAACAAAACAGAGACAUUUACUUGAAAUGGGAGAUUUGCUAAUGUGAAGAGUGUUUCUAUUUUAUUACUUUUAAGAGAAAAGCAGGAAAACUUUUGCUAUGAUAAGAAAGACACCAGAGUGGUGAUUCUAUUUGAUACCACAAGCUAACGCAAUCAUGUAAGUAAUCAUGUUGAGUUGUAGAAAUAUGUGGCCCUAAAAACCAUUCUCUUUCCCUUACAUAUAUAUGUGAACACUGCCUAGUAACAUUUUAAUAGGUUUAAGAUGCAUUUGUACAUUCUCAGCAAACUACAAAAUGUUUUUUCUCUUUUUGAAUAACUUCAUAGCAUAGGGAACCAGCACUGUGCAGGUUUCAGCAUUUCGGAUAAGGACAGAAUUAAUUGUGUAACUUAGUGCCCUGUUAUUCAUUGCUGAGGUUCCUAUAUAAAGAACAGAAAAAUUGAAAGAUGGGUUUGAGCGACAUUUUCUUCACAAAAGAUCAAGGAGUAAGAAGUAAGGGAAGACAGCUAAGAGAACAUACUAUGACAUAUAGAAUUGGGAUACAUUUUUGUUGUGCUGGAUUUCAGGCUAUAAUUGCUAAAAUAAUUUCUAGCUAUUUGGCGAGAGGGUUUUUGACAUCAGAAUUUUUGUACUUCUGGUCAAAUUGACCUUGGAGAUCCCUAUGGUCUCUAAUUUCAGCUCUUGCUGUAAACUGCAAGCCAAAUGCUGUUUCUCAGAAAGAGCUAUAUUUUUCUCUUCUUACAGGCAACCCAGUAUUUAUUUCAUAAAGUGUUAUAAAUAUUGAGAGGAUACACGGGGGAGAUAGAAUAUCAAAAUGAUGCUCCAAAAUGAGAAUUCUCUUUAAUGGGGUUUUCCCUAAGAAGAAUCUAUCCCAGCACAUAUUUUGAAAAGGUGCUGAAUUAAAAAGUACAAGAGUUUGCUCACAUAAAUCAAGUUGCUCAGGAAAUCUGAGGUGAUGCUGUCAUUUGUCUCAUAAAUUAGAAAAGUGAUCUCUUGAGAGAGAGACUACACAUUGCCUGGGCACUUUCAGAUUCUUUAGUAAGUGCCGCUUUGAUAUUUGGAAUGUGGAUAUGUUUAUAAAACAAAUGGAUUGUUAUUCCAGAUGCUCAUGGAUUUAUAACUAAGCCCCAGAAGAAUAUGCAGCUUUGAAAUAGUUAUUUCAUGGAAUUGAACAGAACCUUGAUGGAAUAUAGUUGCCUGUGUGAGGACAGAAAACAAAGAGACUGCCUCAAACUACAUGCCUAUCUAGACAUUAAGUGAAACUGUGAGGGACAUUUUGUGGAUGCCUUAAAGGUGACCAGUGGUGGGUUCUGAUGGGAAUAUACACACCCAUCUGGACUAGGCCAGUGGAAGCAGAGUCUCUUUCAGUUCACCUCCAUACAGCAGAAGUUGUUCCUGGUCAUGACCUCAUUGAGGAAAAUGAGAAUUGUGGUGCUGGUGACUUUCAUGUGUCUUGGGAGGUUCAGGUGUUCAGCAUCGUUAAGGCACUCCCAAAACGCAAACCUCCUUUUUUAAAUGCCAAUUGUACAUCUACAUUAAUUCAUCUAUGCAAGCUUGUGUUUUCAUGGUUUUUUACACCAUAUUUCUCAUUGGGUUCUUUAAACAUCAAGUUUAAUAUUGAUAUUAUGAAUAAUUUUUAAACCAAAGUAUUCUCUAAGUCUUUGUGCUUUGUUUUCCUGAAUGGUUUGACCAAGGUAAAUAUCAAUCUUGUCCUUCUCUCUUAAUAAAGUCAUCCAUUUGUUAAGUCAGUGGUCUCUGUCUCAUGUUUUUGUUGUUUCUUUACAACAUUCAGGGAAAGUUACGUAAAUAGCAAUGAUAAGUAUUAUUAUGAUUGUUAUUUUUUACAAAAUGACCCUAAUAGGUCUGUUUAAUAACAGUAAAAUUUUCUCUCCAUUUCCAUACACUUUCUAUAAAUAUGUAUAACAUGAUAACGAUGCCUGGUGUAUUGAAAUUCUCAAUAAAUACUGCCAAGUAUGGAUCA
Messenger RNA from Rhinopithecus roxellana (golden snub-nosed monkey), 8892 nucleotides. RefSeq names its product coiled-coil domain containing 50 (gene CCDC50). Gene Ontology annotation, molecular function: ubiquitin protein ligase binding. Bases 620 to 2068 code for a protein of 482 amino acids. Gene Ontology annotation, cellular component: cytoplasm. The transcript is spliced from 12 exons. NCBI's taxonomy places the organism in Eukaryota, Metazoa, Chordata, Mammalia, Primates, Cercopithecidae. The record is from RefSeq and is a predicted model, not a curated record.